AUGCAACAGCCAAGCUCUGAUUAUUCUCCAGAUGUGCUCAGGGAAACCUGUGUCAGGGCAGAACUUCUAAACAGGGAAGAUGAGCUUCAUAAAGCAAACAUUGCUUUGUCUGGAAGCAGCAGCCCAGAUGUCUUCAGCUCCUGCGAAACGCAGGCAGUAUCAGUUUGUAUGGACACUACCAUGCCUCCAGGUGACAACAUUCAAAGACAAGGCUAUAAAGAGCCUUCACUUCUGAAGCCUCCUGCACAGGAAUGCACUGGGAGCCAUCAUGCACCUUUCCAGUUUGACCGGCAUGCUUUGGCCAGAAUUUCCACUUCUCCAACUUUAAGGCGUCUAAGGAUGGCCUCUGCCUCACAAGCAUUGUCAUUUCAGGACUGCUCUGACACAGCUCACCUGGGGAAUCAAAAGGAAUACACUGGCUCUCUUCACCAUAUUUGUAAGAGUCCACUUCGGUGCACUACAGCUUCCUCAUUGUCGUUGCCUUCUUGUGUCCAUGCAAAGUUACUGUCUUCCAAAGCCAAGUCGGAGACAACUACAGCAGAUCCAGAGUCUGCCAGCCCAAGAUCCAAACUGCUAAGGGAAAAAGAUCCUCUCGGCAGCCCCAGUGAGACACUCCAAAACUCUUGGAGAACCAACUCUGCUACACUGCCUGUGAGACUACCCCGCCCCAGCCCUACACCACAAGAGGGUAUUCAGAGUCCAAAAAGCCAAGGUGGCCAUUUGCCAGAAGAGGACUUGUGA
Opisthocomus hoazin is the source of this 741-nucleotide messenger RNA. The record is from RefSeq and is a predicted model, not a curated record. Lineage: Eukaryota; Metazoa; Chordata; Aves; Opisthocomiformes; Opisthocomidae.